Aureobasidium melanogenum CBS 110374 is the source of this 2520-nucleotide messenger RNA. RefSeq names its product putative beta-mannosidase. The record is from RefSeq and is a predicted model, not a curated record. Gene Ontology annotation, molecular function: beta-mannosidase activity. Gene Ontology annotation, biological process: glycoprotein catabolic process; carbohydrate metabolic process. Bases 1 to 2520 code for a protein of 839 amino acids. NCBI's taxonomy places the organism in Eukaryota, Fungi, Ascomycota, Dothideomycetes, Dothideales, Saccotheciaceae. The transcript has 5 exons.
AUGUCGCAAGCCGUGCUGGUGCAAGAGCUCAAAGACUGGGAGUUCAAGCAGACCGACUUGGACAAUUGGAUGCCAGUCAAGUCUGUUCCUACCAAUGUACACCAUGAUCUGAUUGCGAAUGAUGUUAUCCCAGACCCUUUCCUAGGUUUCAACGAGCUCAAAUGUGAAUGGGUGGCCGACAAAAGCUGGACCUACAGAACAAAGCUUCCGGAUAUUGGACCUACCAGAGAAGGCCAAGUUCACGAACUUGUUUUCGAUGGCCUCGACACGUUCGCCACGGUUAAGGUCAAUGGAAGUGUUGUUCUCGAAAGCGACAACAUGUUCAUUCCGCAUAGGAUAGACGUCACAAAGAAGCUCGAGGGCGGUAGUGCUAAUGUUUUGGAAAUUGACUUCCGCUCGGCACUUUAUGAGGGCCGGAAGAUCAAGGACGCUCAUCCCGAACACAAAUGGGUCGGUUUUAAUGCAGAUAUGGCCAGGCUCGCUACAAGGAAAGCUCAAUAUCAUUGGGGCUGGGACUGGGGUCCCGUGCUGAUGACUUGCGGUCCAUGGCGAGCAGUUCGUCUAGAGACUUCAUAUGCUCGCAUCUCGGAUAUGCGAGUAGACUACGAUCUCAAUGAAUCCCUGGACGACGUUGUUGUACGAGUCGCGGUCUCUACAGAGCGUUCCUCCGAAACCGAUGUCAAGAUUGCCAUCCGUUCGCACAAAGAUCUGAUAUUUGAAAAGACGGUUACGGUUGACAGCAAGGGUUUCGCCAAAGCAGACUUCCAUAUCUCUCAGCCAAAACUGUGGUAUCCGCAUGGUUACGGCGAACAAUCACUGUACACCUGUGAGGCUGUUUUGGUCUUGAAUGGACAUGACGUGCAGUCUUGUAGCAGAAGGAUUGGCUUCCGUCGUGGUGAACUGGUACAGGAGCCAAGUGAGAUUGGCAAAACGUUCUUCUUCAGGAUAAACGGAAUCGAUGUGUUCUGUGGUGGCUCUUGCUGGAUUCCUGCCGACAGCUUCACGCCCCGCAUCACGAAAGAACGGUACCAGUCAUGGCUGCAAACCAUGGUUGAUGGUUAUCAAGUCAUGAUCAGAAUCUGGGGUGGUGGUAUCUGGGAAGAGGAUAUCUUCUAUGAUACCUGCGAUGAACUCGGCAUUCUCGUAUGGCAAGACUUCAUGUUUGGCUGCGGAAAUUAUCCUGCUGCGAUCAAGGAGUUCAGAGACUCAGUCGAAGCCGAAUGUGUUGCGCAGGUGAAGCGCAUCCGCCAUCAUCCAUCGAUUAUAAUUUAUGCUGGCAACAACGAAGAUUACCAGGUACAAGAACAGUGUGGCCUUACAUACGACUACUCCGACAAAAAUCCCGAAAACUGGCUGAAGACCGACUUUCCUGCAAGAUACAUCUACGAGAAGAUGCUACCGGAAGUGAUUGCCUCGCACUCGCCUCAUGUGCCUUAUCAUCCGGGGUCACCGUGGGGUGACGGCCUGAUAUCUUCUGACCAGACCGUUGGUGACAUGCAUCAAUGGAAUGUAUGGCACGGUACACAAGAAAAGUACCAGAUCUUUGAUACCCUUGGCGGCCGCUUCAACAGCGAAUUUGGUAUGGAAGCCUUCCCUCAUAUCGACACCAUCAAAUACUACGUCACCAACCCGACCGAGCUCUAUCCACAAUCGCACAUGAUCGACUUCCACAACAAAGCAGAUGGGCACGAAAGAAGGAUCGCAACAUACUUGAUUGAAAAUUUCAGGACGACGGACCCCAGUCUUGAAGCAUAUAUACAUCUUACGCAACUCAGCCAGUCAGACGCACUGAUGUAUGGCUACCGUGGCUGGCGACGGCAAUGGGGCCAGAAGCGGCAUUGCGGCGGUGCGCUGGUGUGGCAACUUAACGAUUGUUGGCCUGUCACAUCAUGGGCUAUUAUUGACUACUUCCAACGUAAGAAACCUGCUUAUUAUGCUAUGCGAAGAGUGUUGGCUCCAAUCGCCAUUGCGGUCAAGCGCGCGCACCACGACUGGAGCGUCGUCCAUGCCCGGCCUGCAAAGACAAGUACUUACGAAUGUUGGGUAUCGAGCAAUAGCACUAAAGAUGUGACGGCGAGCAAAGUCGAGCUCAAGUUCAUCUCUAUCGCUACGGGCAAAGAGAUCAAGCAAGCCAUGACCAGGGAGAGCAUAAAGAUCACAGCCAACGGCACGACGAACAUAUUCGAAGGUGUAAUCGACAACGAGAAAGAAGAACCACAUGUCCUUGCAGCACGCAUCUGGGUAGAUCGCGACGGUGGGGUUGUAUCGCGAGACGUUGACUGGCCUCAACCACUAAAGUACUUGAACAUGGAGAAAAGAGGCGUCAAGGUGAGCUUCAAUGAUGGCAAGAUUACAGUGACAUCAAACAAGCCGACAAAGGGGUUGGUCUUCGAGGAACGGGAAGGCGUUCUUGUGAAUGACAGUGCUGUGGACAUCGUACCUGGAGAUGAGCAGGUCAUAACGGUCAGAGGGUUGAAAUCUGGUGAUGCGCCUCUCAAAUGGCGAUACUACGGACAGUAA